Molecule: messenger RNA, 3816 nt
Organism: Choloepus didactylus (southern two-toed sloth)
Lineage: Eukaryota; Metazoa; Chordata; Mammalia; Pilosa; Megalonychidae
Gene: JPH4
Product: junctophilin 4
Exons: 6
Coding region: 362-2248 (628 amino acids)
Biological process (GO): regulation of synaptic plasticity
Cellular component (GO): junctional membrane complex; endoplasmic reticulum membrane; plasma membrane
Source: RefSeq, a predicted model, not a curated record
CCCCCACAGCCUGCUGCUCCAGCUGGGGAGAGAGGGGACUCUCUCCCGCGGCUCCCCCACCUUAGCUCUCAGGGUUGGAACAGUCUCUCCGGAAGGGGAGGGGGCUUGGUUUGGCCGGAGUGAGGUGGGAGUGGAGGUACCCUGCCAUGGAUGCUGUGCCUGGGAGGCAGCCUGAGCCCCAGCCCACCUGCCACUCAGGAUGAGGGUCCGGCCCUGCCUGCCCGCGCUGGGGCUCCCCCGCCCGGCCCGGGUCUAACUGCCCCCGCCCCCAGGCCUCGCCCGGCUCCCAGGACCCCAGCCGGCUCCCCAGCCCCAGGAUGCGUUGAGCCGCCGGGGGGCUGAGGCCGCGUCAACUACAUGCAUGUCCCCCGGGGGCAAGUUCGACUUUGACGACGGGGGCUGCUACGUGGGGGGCUGGGAGGCGGGGCGGGCACAUGGCUACGGCGUGUGCACGGGGCCCGGCGCCCAGGGCGAGUACAGCGGCUGCUGGGCGCACGGCUUCGAGUCACUCGGCGUCUUCACGGGGCCCGGCGGACACAGCUACCAGGGCCACUGGCAGCAGGGCAAGCGCGAAGGGCUGGGCGUGGAGCGCAAGAGCCGCUGGACAUACCGCGGCGAGUGGCUAGGCGGGCUGAAGGGGCGCAGCGGCGUGUGGGAGAGCGUGUCUGGCCUGCGCUACGCCGGGCUCUGGAAGGACGGCUUCCAGGACGGCUACGGCACCGAGACCUACUCCGACGGAGGAACCUACCAGGGCCAGUGGCAGGCCGGGAAGCGCCACGGCUACGGGGUGCGCCAGAGUGUGCCCUACCAUCAGGCGGUGCUGCUGCGCUCACCACGCCGCACCUCCCUGGACUCCGGCCACAGCGACCCCCCGACGCCGCCCCCGCCCCUGCCGCUGCCGGGCGACGAGGGCGGUAGCCCGGCCUCGGGCUCCCGGGGCGGCUUCGUGCUGGCGGGGCCCGGGGACGCUGACGGCGCAUCCACCCGAAAGCGCACCCCUGCGGCCGGCGGAUUCUUCCGCCGCUCCUUGCUGCUCAGCGGGCUCCGAGCAGGCGGGCGCCGCAGCUCCCUGGGCAGCAAACGGGGUUCCCUGCGCAGUGAGGUGAGCAGCGAGGUGGGCAGCACCGGGCCCCCGGGCUCCGAGGCCAGCGGGCUCCCGACCCCAGCGCCGCCCGCUCUUAUCGAGGGCUCAGCCACUGAGGUGUACGCGGGCGAAUGGCGCGCAGACCGGCGCAGCGGCUACGGCGUGAGCCAGCGUUCCAACGGGCUGCGCUACGAGGGCGAGUGGCUGGGCAACCGGCGGCACGGCUACGGGCGCACCACCCGCCCCGACGGCUCCCGCGAGGAGGGCAAGUACAAGCGCAACCGGCUGGUGCACGGGGGGCGCGUCCGCAGCCUCCUGCCUCUGGCCCUUCGGCGGGGCAAAGUCAAGGAGAAGGUGGACAGGGCUGUCGAGGGCGCCCGUCGAGCCGUGAGUGCUGCCCGCCAGCGCCAGGAGAUCGCCGCUGCCAGGGCAGCAGACGCCCUCCUCAAGGCAGUGGCAGCCAGCAGUGUCGCUGAGAAGGCUGUGGAGGCAGCUCGAAUGGCCAAACUGAUAGCCCAGGACCUGCAACCCAUGUUAGAGGCCCCAGGCCGCAGACCCAGGCAGGACUCGGAAGGUUCCGACACAGAGCCCUUGGAUGAGGACAGCCCUGGGGUGUAUGAGAAUGGACUGACCCCCUCAGAGGGCUCUCCCGAACUGCCCAGCAGCCCUGCCUCCUCCCGCCAACCCUGGCGACCCCCUGCCUGCCGGAACCCAUUGACCCCUGGAGGGGACCUGGGUCCCUUCUCCAGCCCCAAAGCUUGGCCCGAGGAGUGGGGGGGACCGGGGGAGCAGGUGGAGGAACUAGCUGGCUAUGAGGCUGAGGAUGAGGCUGGGAUGCAGGGGCCAGGGCCCAGAGACGGUUCCCCACUCCUCGGAGGCUGCAGCGACAGUUCAGGAAGUCUUCGAGAGGAGGAAGGGGAAGAUGAAGAGCCCUUGCCCCAGCUGAGAGUCCCAGGAGGCUCUGAGCCUGAGCCCAUGGCCACUCCAGUCCUGAGAGGCACGUCCUUGAGGAGUCCCGAUGCUGGGCAGCUGACAGAAGAACUCGAGGAGCCGGUUGCAACCGAGAGGCCUGCCCAGCCGGGAGCUGCCAACCCUCUGGUGGUGGGAGCCGUGGCCCUCCUGGACCUCAGCCUGGCGUUCCUGUUCUCCCAGCUCCUCACCUGAGGCUACUUCCUGGCCUAGUUCUGGCUUUGGUUGCUGCCUCUUCACCCCUUUUACCUGCCUUUUUCUCUUUUCCUCUUCCUGGUUGUUUUUUCUAUCUUUCUUUCUCUUAUCCCUUUUCUUUUCUGUCCUUUUUUGUUUUUGUCUCUUGCUUUUUCUUUGUCCCUCUCUUCUUUCAGAUGAUCUCAUUUAUUCUGGAUCUCUUUCUGUCUUCCUCACUCCUUUCCCCACCCAACCCCUUCUCUUUCUCUAGAUUGUUUACAUAUGAAGGGCUUUUCUCUCUCAGAGUUGUUCUCCCCUCUGAGAUACACAAAUCUAAGUCAGACCAUUGCCCCCAUGCCCUCCCCACCUUUUCUUUAGACCUUAACUGCACUGAGGGUGGGAGUUUGGUGUCCUGAGGAGUUUCCUGGAAGCUGAAGUGAAAGGAGAAAGUGGAGAAAGGGUGACUGAAUGUUGGGCCAGACUUUGGCUGAGCUGCUGUCACUCCCUGACCCAAGAGGCCUGCUGUCCUUCUGAGAUAUAGUGAAAACCUGGAGGAGGUUUCAGCCUCCACCUCUUACCUUGGAUCUUAUCUCACCUCAGAGCAUUGAGCUAGGUUCUUGCCUAACUGAAUCCUUCCCUGAAGGAGAUACAGAAAGUGAAAAGUAGAAUGAUUCCCUAGCAUCUUCCUCUUUCUUUCCUCAAUAGCCAGCCCCUCCGCCAACCCCCUAUGGUGGCAUGCCAAAAGCAAUGUGCAAAGGACCAAGAAAUAUCCAAUGCAACGAAGCCCACCCCCUCCCAAACUUUGCCACUGAUUUUUUCCACCCUUCUAUCCCCAUACAAGUUUAUUUGGUUGGUCUGGACUCACAUGUGGCCUUUGAUUAAAUCCCUAAGGGGCCUGAAGAAGGCACUUCUAUUGUAGAGGAUUAGAGGUACUUGAGCAAGGGCUCCCCAACUCUGGCGUGAGGGGGGGCACUUCUGGGGGAUGGAACCGAUCAAAAUAAUAUGGAGCUCACAGGGCAGCAGAAGCUGUGACAAGUUUAGUAGUCUCCAAGGGGGUUAUAGCCCUUCCCCCACCACACUGGAAUCUUGUGUAAUGGGAAAGCAACAGGAGGGGAUCAAAGGAAGCUCACAGGCUUUCCAGGCAGGACAGAGAUGGGCAGCCAAACGGUGUGAAGUGAGUGGAGAGCCCUGUUUGAGACUUUGUCUGAUCCCUGGUACCAGCUUUUCCCCUAGGGGACAGGAAGACCUAGGAAGACGGGACUGUAGGGUCUCCAGGGGAUCUUUUCCUCCCUCUCCUGCAUGAGGCAGAGGCAAGCUGCCUGCCAACCCCACCCUCAAGGAAUGGCCUUGCCUGGGAAUGCCCACCACACACCCCUUCUUUUUUUCUAGUCAAACUGUUUACUCCUUGGCCUGCCUACUUCCUUCCUUCCCUCUCAACCUUGACUUCUGAUUUCUAUUUCAUGGAAUUUGGGAUUGAAGUUAAACUACAACAGUGCCGCCAACACCAAGUCUUGCAGGAAAAAAAUACAAAGAAAUUUAACAAAAAAAAAAUAUAUUAAUAAAAAAGUUCAAAAAAGGGGGGGGACUGU